Paramuricea clavata is the source of this 8014-nucleotide messenger RNA. NCBI's taxonomy places the organism in Eukaryota, Metazoa, Cnidaria, Anthozoa, Malacalcyonacea, Plexauridae. The record is from the annotation of a GenBank genome assembly.
CACAGCCCGUGUGCGGGCUAUUCAAAUAUUUGUGGCCAAAAAUACAUAUUAUGGUGGAUUGUUUUGAUGAGAUUUUUUGCUUGUUUUUGGUCAAAAAAUCAAAAGUUAAAAGCUUUUUAUGGACUGGGUUGAAAAACUAAAGAAAUCACUUGAUGAAUCAAGGCUCGGUGAGUUGAAAACUGUGAAAAUCGAGGCAAAAUGUGUGCUGGUUUCCCGUUUUUGAAUUGAGAGUUUUAUGCAAACCUUCAAAAUUGGCUGAUUUUAGCACGCUAAGUGAAGCCAUUGUAGAUUAUCGACGAAUACACUCAGUUAAGAGGGUUAUAGCCCGAACUACAGAGUAGGGCAAGAACUUUUCGUCCCAUAACUAUUUUAAAUUUGUGCUUAUUAUAAUUGCCCAGAAUAAAAUUCACUUUCCAGUUUCCAUCAGGUCCAGUUUUGUCCUCACCAAUAAGCAAAAUUUGAAGCAAAUGAUUGCAGGAUUGCUUAAUCAGCAUUUUAAUCUUAUGUUUUCCUUAACAAAGUCAUUUGAAGACUAAUCAUGAAGUGUACCCUGGUUCCAGAGGCUCUUUGCGAGGCGAAAGAAAGGAGAGGUCAGAGGUGAGAAGGAAGAGCCUCUGGUCACAUCGGUUGCAAAUCUCAUUACUGUAAGAAUAUUACUGUAAGUUAAUUAUAGCUAUAAAAGCUAUAAUUACCUUGUUGUUUUCCCAAACCGGUUUGACAUAUUUUUACAAAUCGCCAAUCGCAUGCGAGAUUCAAAUUCUGAAUCUAGUCAAGUGUGUAAGUGGGAUUUGCAACCGAUGUGACCAGAGGCUCUAAUUCCUUCUUGCCUCUCAAUUCAUUAGCCUCGCAAAGAUUUCUCCUCGCAAAGAGCUGCUGGGACCAGGGUACACAAAGUGUUGAUUUCAUCUGAUUUUAUACUAAUAAAGCAUGAAAAACAGAAUCCAUAACAUAAACAAGCAAACAAUUUUGUGGCGCAAUUACAGUCAAAUCGGAUGUUCUCGUUUGAUAGGCAGAUUGCUUUGAGCAAUUUGCAAGCAACACGAACAAAUUGCAAGUUGAAAAAGAUUUGUAAACAUAGCCUCUGAUUGGACUAUAAGGGAAAGGGAUUAGCUCCAAUCUAGCCUGCGAACAGGCCCUAGGUUAUGGGCGGCGCGAAGAAUAGAGGGCCUGCACGGAACUAUAGGUUUUCUUGGUAGUGGCGUUCGUAUAGAAACGCAGGCUUCUGAUUGGCUUACACUCGUUGACAAAAUUACUAAAAAUAGCAAAUGUCAACAACAGCAUUUUGAAGAAUUUGAACUUUAUUCAUUUUAAUAUAUAUUAUAAGACUAUCGAACAAAUAAAACUAGAAAUGGAAACCAAAAGCAAUGGCAAAGCAUCACAGCAAAAAGUCUAUCAUAAAUGACUUGAAUAUAGCGCUUAAAUCCAAUAUAUACGAAACUAUAACUUACAGUAUUCUGAACUUCGUCUUCGGAUUGACAUCAGACUAUAGUAUAGUACAUUUUGAGGUCGUCGUGGCUUCACGGAUUAUUCUCAUUAGUGAGCAAGUCAGCAAGCGAAGGUAUACAAAAGAUACCCAAAUAUGUACGAAUAAUUAUAUUGUUGAUCCUCGCUGGCAUGUCAUUUAAAUAUAAAUAUAUAUCGUACAUUAAACGCUGUACUAUUUACUGUAUAAACUGCUGACAAUUUCGUCGUCGAUACGGCUUCCACCACUAUGCUUCCACUAUUGGCACACUCGUGAUUUCGAAGAAAUUAUUAAAUACAUGCUCAUUUAUCAUUUAUUUAGACCACAGUUAGUAAAAUUUUAGACGUAUUCGGUAUUCCAAAUCCCAAUCUAUCUGACCGUACUUUAGUUACUUUAGUAAUAGCUUCAAAUAUUCAGAACAUUGUUCUUUCAGUCGCACAUAGUAGAAGUAUUACUGUACAUUGAUUCAAUGCCAGUGGUAGUAUUUUAUUCGGCUUUAUAUUUGCAUGUGUAUUGAUAUCUAUUUAAUAUUUGAAGAAUUCUAUAUUUUUCCGAGUAAUAUUUUGUGCGGCCCGCUAAUGCUUUGUAUUAUUGUUCAUAUACAUUAUGUAUACAUUUUAAUAUUCAGUAUUUCUUCGUUGCACAAUGUACACGCCUUGCGUCAAUUUGACAGUUGACAGUUUAUUUAUCGCAGUCGACGCUGAUUGGUUCGCUUUUAGCAGAUGCGAAAAGGGGAUGAUUGAAUAAAACGCAUGGUUCCGUGCAGGCUCACCUUUCUCCCAGUGAGCCUGUUCGCAGGCUAGCUCCAAUCCAGUUGCUCAGACUAUUUGAUUGGCUUCCUUUUUGCUAAUAAUAGUCCAAUCAGAGGCUUUGUUUACAAAUCUUUUGUGAAUUUCAAUUUGCAAUUUGUUCGCGUACGCUUGCAAAUUGCUCUGAGCAAUCUGCGUAUCAAAAUUGCAAUCUUGUGGGACAAUAUUGCAAUGUUGCUUACAAGAGAACAUCUGGUUUGACUGUAAUUUCUGGCAAAACAACUUGUCCCACUGGGCAACCAAGAAACAACUUCUAUAGUGCCCGUAAUGAUUUUUACUUGCCCAGGACAAACAGGCAAGCACUAUAAGUUCACUGAUAACUUUGCACACAGACAGCACACUUAACUAUUUUGUUAAUUGUGUCUGUACAACUUGUAUUUGUUGCAUAUUAUUUAUUGGCAGUUUUAAUUUAAACAACACAAACUUAUGAUCAUACUUGAAUAAAUUUCAGACAGAAUUACACACCUAAUUUUUGUGCGAAGGUCAUAUCAGCCCUAUUUUGUUAUUUUCUUCAGAGUCAAAUGCCAGAUAAUUUUACUAUCAAGGAGGCAUGCCUCGUGCUUAGAAAGAACUGUUAGUCUGGUCUUUUUCCAAGCAACCCCGCCCUAGAAUAAAGUGGUCACAUGAUAGGUAUUUUUGUGUGCUUGCCUCCAGCUAUCGAAAAAUAUAUGGCCCGCAUUCUGCCAUUGAAAGUGUAUGCCAGUAUAUUACAAGAUCAAAAUCAUAUUUUUGGUGAGAUAAGAAGUAUUUGAGGAGCUUUAAAGUGAACAAAUCUGGGUGAAUAUACCAAAUUAGUAUAUUUCGUGUAUUUUGUUGCUUUGACCUUCGUUCAGAUGUCUGUGACAGUAUCCAGAUCCAGCUUAUCCCUGCAGCAAAGCAAUUGUUAUUAGAUUGGUUGUGCCUGUGCGAAAAUUACUUUGUGUAAAGGCAGCUGUCACCCAAUGAAAAUAAAGUGCAUUAUUAUUAGAUUGGAUCGGUCCACUGUAUUUGUGUCAGUUUAUUGAAUUGUUUCGUGUUUCUUUUUGUAGAGCAACCUGGAAGUAACCAGAAGAAAGAUGAAGAUGAUAUUGAAUUAUUCAAUAAAUAUUUCUUAAAAUGGAAGAAUGCAAGACAAAAAGACAACCCAUCUGCAGCUAUCCCAAGAUUUUAUUACAAGGUAUUUAUAAUAUUCUGCUUCAAAGUCACACUUAAUUGUCAGGCAGCCACAAAUCAAGAUUUUUACGCCCAAGGUUGUAGCCAUAGAUAUCAUAUAUAUACUAGAUAGCGCAUUUCUUUUAGUAAAAUUGAAGCCAAGAAUAUUCCAGCGGUUACCCCCAUUUGAAUAGAUGGCGGCCAUGUUGGUCAUUCCCACUUUGCUAAUAAACGCUUAAAAACAACAAUAACUUUCAUUAUUUGAAUUUAACUUUCAUUAUUUCCGGACGAGUACGUUGCAAUUGCUUUCCAGCGACUUUACCUCAAUUUUUCAUACCAAUUUUCAGUACUUUGCCCAAAAAACCAAAUCUCUUGCCCUUUGCGCGGAAAUAUUUAACCCAAAAAAAUGAGUAGGGCCCAACAAAAAAUUCUAGGGGCAAUUUGCCCCCCCCCCCUCGGUGGCCCUGAGGGGGUGGGCGGGGUGGGGGGUGCAGACAGGGGACGAAAUUUAAUUUUUUUUGUACUAUACAGCCGGAAUAGUAGAUUUUUAUAUUUACUAUUCCGUCUGAAAAUCCACUAUUCCUUAAUGUAGCCUACUGUUUCUGUUCAUGCAGGGUCCGCACUAAUGUUCUGAUUUUCGUGAAAUCAUCCUUGAGACUCCUAAAGUGAACUGAAUAAUUGAAUAACAAACACGUACAGUGCAUUGCUCUGUACAGUCAUGAACAAAUUAUUAAUAAAAAACAAAGUUCAAACACUGAAAUGAACUUGCGAACUUUAAAUGUUGUGAAGUUCGCGCCCAAUUUCCGAACUUGGAAACGUAAUUGGCAAGUUCGCAACGAACUUGGGAACCGCGCGUUGAAAAGUGACUUGAAAUCAACAAUAAUGUUGGUGCAAAGAAAUUAGAAUAUGCAAGUAUUACAAGCGAACAAGAACUUAGCUACGAAGUAGAACAGUGGCUCAAAGUCCGGUAUAAAGUGAUAUAUUAUACAAGAGGAAAACCCUUGCUUGUCGAUAUUUGGUACCACAAUUUUUUCUACUAUACAAACGGAAUACUGUGAUCAUGAAGUUAGCCCGCGUGCAGGCCCAAGGAAAGAAUAGUGGGCCUGCAAGCAAGGCCCGGUAUUUUGUACUUUUCGCGUUCGCCCACGAACGCGGCAUUCUGAUUGGCUGUUUGCUGUUGGAUUCUAUAAUUAGAUCACUGAUUCAUCACAAGGGCUCUCGAUAAGCUUAAAAUUCGAAAAUUGAUCACUGUUUUCGAUUAAAUAUGGAACAAGAACGGACUGUUUUAUGUUUACUUGAAGGAAGAGAUGUUUUUGCCGUUAUGCCAAUGGGGAUUGCUUGUCGUGAAGUGUUGGAAUAGCAACAUUACGACUGGGGUACAUUAAUUUCAAACAGACUUGAUACGUUAUAUGUUCCUCAAGAAAAUUAUCUUUUGAUUGAUGUUGACUCAGACAGUUCCAUGUAAGCUUAUCAGAAACACUUUGCGAUUUGCAAGGCUUCGCUGAGAAAGCGAAACAGAAGACGGUAUUAAUUGCCGUUUGAAACGAAACGAUCUGGACUCUGAACCCUCUCUUCUUUUGUAGAGUUCUUUACCAAAUGAAAUAACUUAACUGAAAUAAAUUCGUACUUUUCGCCGCCAACAAGAAUUGCACACACGAUCUGAUAAGUGAGACAAUUUAUUUAUAACAACGGCGACAGCGAAGCACACAUUUAAAUGCUAAUGUGGUCGCACGACUUCCCUCACGAUUUGAAGUUUGAGACUGGUUUUUUGUUGAAAUUCGUCGUAAUUUGCCUGUUCCGACUUUAGUUGAAAAUGAGCACUUUUAAAUUUGGCAAUUACUGACUGCGUUGCUUGAUUUUUUGGAGUUAAAACACAGCCAUUUACACAUUGUUUCUAUUUUGAAUAUUAAAGCAGAGAAAACUCCGCAACAUUUUAAUGCGAGUUUGUUUGUUAAUAUUUGGGUUGCUGUCAUUGGUUCUUUUUUGACAAUUGACGCGCGAAUGGGGCGUGUUAUGAAAAGGGGCGUUUUACAAAAUACCGGGCCUUGCUUGCAGGCCCACUAUUCUUUCCUCGGGCCUGCACGCGGGCUAUCAUGAAGUUUACUAUUCCGUCAGGCAUUUUAGUAUAUUCGGAAUAGCGGGAAUUUCGACCCCUGGCAGACCCCAGUCCUUCCAUGGCUAUGCCUCUGAUAAUGCCAUGUUCUUGAAAUGGAUCAUCAAUCUAUUUAAAAUUUGUAGUUACCUUCAGAAGAAGAGGUUCUGCUCCAGAAAUUGAGAGAAGAUGCCAGGGCAGCGUUUCUUCAACGUAAAAGUAGAGAGUUGUUGGACAAUGAUGAAUUACAGGUAGAUGUGUGAGCAUAUUCCUAACUGCAAGAUUAUUAAUCAGCGUUUGUGUGCCCCAUCAAAAUCCUGGAAAUCUUAUUUUAGUCCUGGAAACUUCUUGGAAAUCCUGGAAUUUCAAAAAAGGCCUCCUGUAAAUCCCUAGGCAUCCAAAUAUACAAUCAUGCUUUUUCAGUGUUCAGCAAAGUACUCAAAAUAUUUACUUAAGUAGAAGUAAAAGUACUGAUUGAAAAUUUUACUUAAGUAAAAGUAAAAAUAUUGCCUGAAAAUUUUACUUAGUAAAAGUAAAAGUACUGCCUGAAAAUUUUACUUAAGUAAAAGAAAAGUAUUGGGAAAAUAUACUUAAGUAAAAGUACUACUGAAAUAGAAUAUAAAUUCGCAAAGGUUUAAGCAGGAAUAGAACACUCAGACGUGUAAGUAACGCGGUAAAACAACUUUAUUCUUCAAAUACCUCCAUAUAUAUAUAUUCCAGUCCACUCACCGCUUUGAGAAAUACUUUUUUACUUUGCCAAAAUAUAACAAAAGUAACGAAGUAAAAAAGUAAAUAUUUACCGAAAAUCGUACUUCGUUACAAGUAAAAAGUACUUCAUUAAAAAAAUACUUCGUUACAAGUAAAUACUGAUUUUUUACUUCGUUACUGGCUAACACUGUGCUUUUUAAAUAUGAUUGAUUGCAAAACUUAAUUCUUGCACGUACUGUAGUAUCAAUAGAUUACAAUAGUUAUUGAUAUCACUUGAUGGUGCAUGAUACUGAUAGUGAAAGUCGCCUGCAGCAAAAUUCGUUUUGUCUUAUUUUUGCUGAUAUAUAGUUAAUCGAAAAUGAAAGAAAAAGUCAAUGUUUGUUAGGGUAUACUGUACGAGCCAACAAUAUAUUGAAGUUAUUCUAAUAAUCCUAUGCAAAUUUUUAAUGAUUUGCAUUAUUAAAACUUUAAAAAUGUAUUGUCUAUUAGUAUUAAAACCUUUAAAAAUGUAUUGUCUACAGUUGAGCCUGAAUAGACCUUUAUUUACUUGAAAUCACCCAAUGGCCUCGUUUUCAUGUAAAAUACUUACUCAUGUUUUGUGCUUAGUAUGGUUGAAAAUUACUUUGUUAUUGUGCUUAAGAACAGCAAGAAACAAAUUCGUCCAGGGAAUUAACAUGAGAAUACAUGUAUAAUCUUUAUCUGCACCUGGCAUGCGAAAAUAAGUUAACAUGGAAACAAGGCCAUCGGGCAAUUGGGCAGAAGAGAAUAGUCGGUAAGGUCUAUUGUAUAUUAAUUGUAGAACUUGUGGUAUUUAUUGGACAAACAUCAAACACUUCCUGUGCUGCAAGAUGAACAGGUGGGUGGAAUUGCAAAAAGUUAAUAUGACACAAGCCAAAACAUAGCCUAUCGAAGGGGGGAUGGCUGUGAAACUCAUUAGAAUAACAAUAUAACUCAUUAUCUAUGUUAGUCAACGUUUAUUCAUAAAUCUGGUCCUUCACCGUCACGUGUGUAUUGAUUUGUAUUCUUGCCCAACUAACCAAUAGCCAUUUUCAAUUUACCCUAUUGUUUGAGUCACAGAUACAUAGGUAACUUUCCUAAAAUAUUGCUAUUCGUUAGUUGGGCAAAAAUACAAUACAGUGAAUACACACGUGACGGCGAAGGAUCAGAUUUAUGAAUAAACGUUGACUAACAUAGAUAAUGAGUUAUAUUGUCUAAUGAGUUUCACAGCCAUCUCCCCUUCGAUAGGCCAUGCCAGAACCAACAAACAAAAACUGAAAAAUGAAAUCGAACCUGUGGGGCUGUGGCCUCGCUUCUAUCAAGCGAGAUGACGAAAUCCUGAUAGUUAUUCAAAUUUAAGUAUAUGGUUUAGUCUUUAUGUUGGGUUUUCAACAGCUAGUGUGUUUUCAUUUUUUAUUUUUGUCUUUUAUUUUAAUAUGACCAUAGCCUAUCGAAGGGAAGACGGUUGUGAAACUCAUUAGAAUAACAAUAUAACUCAUUAUCUAUAUUAGUCAACGUUUAUUCAUAAAUCUGGUCGUUCACCGUCACGUGCGUGCUGUAUUUUUGCCUAACCAAUAGCAAUGUUUUAGGAAAGUUACCUAUCCGUGACUCGAACAAUAGGGUAAAUUGGAAAUUGCUAUUGGUGGAUAUACACAAAAUUGAAUAUAUUUUUGACAAUUUUUGCCAGAUGAUAAAUUAUGAAGAUUUUAUCAAAGUCAAAGAACAAACUGGAGAAAAGUGUAAAAAGUUUUUUACAGCGACAAUAUUCUCUAAACUUUACCACAACGAUCCAUUUGGAAGGUGAGCAGUAGUGCA